This is a messenger RNA of Cooperia oncophora, 483 nucleotides long. The record is from the annotation of a GenBank genome assembly. NCBI's taxonomy places the organism in Eukaryota, Metazoa, Nematoda, Chromadorea, Rhabditida, Trichostrongylidae.
AUGGACUAUCCACAUCGUUACUCGAUUCGAACCCAUUGGGAAGCCUACGAGCCGAUGUUAGUGGCUGAAGCGCUAUUCGCAGUUGGAAAUGUCUUCAGCUUUGCUCGCAUCAUCUAUCUGUUCCAAACCAACCCGUACCUCGGACCUCUACAGAUUUCGCUCGGAUGUAUGUUGGUGGAUGUCGCCAAAUUUUGUUUUAUCUUCGUCCUCAUUAUCAGCAGUUUUAGUAUCGGUUUAGCUCAACUUUACUGGAUCGCCGAUUCGUACCUCACCCUAUUGUGGUCAUUGUUUUCAAUCACCAAAACGGAAGAUACAGAUGUCGCCGAGAAUCAUCAUCUGACCCAGUCGGUCGGUCGGGCAAUGUUCAUCAUGUACCACUGCACUUCCAUUAUCGUAUUGUUGAACAUGCUCAUCGCCAUGAUGAGUCACUCAUUUCAAAUAAUCAACGUUAGUGAUUUCUUCUUAAUCGAUUUUCUAUAUUGA